CUCCUGGGCAGCAGAGCUUGUGCCCACAUGGCAGCAGCUGCCUGGGCCAGUGCCUUUCUCAAUGCUCUGCUGCAUACAGCCAAUACAUUUUCCCUGCCCCUGUGCCAUGGUAAUGCCUUGGGCCAGUUCUUCUGUGAAAUCCCACAGAUCCUCAAGCUCUCCUGCUCACAGUCCAACUUCAGGGAACUUGGGCUAAUUGCUGUUAGUGUGUGUUUAGUAUUUGGCUGUUUUGUGUUCAUUGUUUUCUCCUAUGUGCAGAUCUUCAGGGCUGUGCUGAGGAUCCCCUCUGAGCAGGGACGGCACAAAGCCUUUUCCACCUGCCUCCCUCACCUGGCUGUGGUCACCCUGUUCAUCAGCACUUCAUUUUUUACAUACCUGAAGCCCCCCUCCAUGUCCUCCCCAUCCCUGGAUCUGGCCCUGUCAGUUCUGUACUCGGUGGUGCCUCCAGCCCUGAACCCCCUCAUCUACAGCCUGAGGAACCAGGAGCUCAAGGCUGCAGUGUGGAGACUGAUGAUGGGAUUGUAUCACAAACAAUAACCUUCUGGCCAA
This is a messenger RNA of Melospiza melodia melodia, 549 nucleotides long. RefSeq names its product olfactory receptor 14J1-like. Gene Ontology annotation, molecular function: olfactory receptor activity. Gene Ontology annotation, biological process: detection of chemical stimulus involved in sensory perception of smell; G protein-coupled receptor signaling pathway. The transcript has a single exon. The record is from RefSeq and is a predicted model, not a curated record. The annotation marks the transcript as partial. Gene Ontology annotation, cellular component: plasma membrane. NCBI's taxonomy places the organism in Eukaryota, Metazoa, Chordata, Aves, Passeriformes, Passerellidae.